AUGUGCUCCAGCGGAUGUUGCUCUACCGGAUGCUGCUCCAUCGUGAAGAGCAAAACCGUGUGCUGCAGCCAGCCGUGCCAGAAGACCAUCUGCUGCGACCCAUGCCAGAAGACCAUCUGCUGCGACCCGUGCCAGAAGACCAUCUGCUGCGACCCAUGCCAGAAGACCAUCUGCUGCGACCCAUGCCAGAAGACCAUCUGCUGCGACCCAUGCCAGAAGACCAUCUGCUGCGACCCAUGCCAGAAGACCAUCUGCUGCGACCCAUGCCAGAAGACCAUCUGCUGCGACCCAUGCCAGAAGACCAUCUGCUGCGACCCAUGCCAGAAGACCAUCUGCUGCGACCCAUGCCAGAAGACCAUCUGCUGCGACCCAUGCCAGAAGACCAUCUGCUGCGACCCAUGCCAGAAGACCAUCUGCUGCGACCCAUGCCAGAAGACCAUCUGCUGCGACCCAUGCCAGAAGACCAUCUGCUGCGACCCAUGCCAGAAGACCAUCUGCUGCGACCCAUGCCAGAAGACCAUCUGCUGCGACCCAUGCCAGAAGACCAUCUGCUGCGACCCAUGCCAGAAGACCAUCUCAUGCCAGCAGUCCAUCUGCUGUGACCCAUGCCAGAGACCCUGCUGCGACCCAUGCCAGCAGUCCUGCUGUGACCCGUGCCAGAAGCCCUGCUGCGACCCGUGCCAGCAGUCCUGCUGUGACCCGUGCCAGCAGUCCUGCUGCGAUCCGUGCCAGCAGUCCUGCUGUGACCCAUGCCAGAAGUCCUGCUGUGACCCGUGCCAGCAGUCCUGCUGCGACCCGUGCCAGCAGUCCUGCUGUGACCCAUGCCAGAAGCCUUGCUGUGACCCAUGCCAGCAGUCCUGUUGUGACCCGUGCCAGAAGCCCUGCUGUGACCCAUGCCAGCAGUCCGUCUGCUGUACCAAGGUGUGCCAGAAGUCCUGCUGCUGUGGCCAGCGAUGCAUGCGACCCUGCUGCUGCUGCGGCUGCUGCCCCUGCUACUGCUCUGGAUGUCUGUCUUGCUGCUCCUACGUGGUGAAGAAGAAGCCCGUUGUGGUGUGUUGCAGCCCCGUGCAAUACUGCUCUCCCAUGAGGAAGUAUUGCAUUCCCAUCCAGCAGUGCUGCACCUCGAUCAAGAAGAGUUGCUGA
Phaethon lepturus (White-tailed tropicbird) is the source of this 1143-nucleotide messenger RNA. RefSeq names its product keratin-associated protein 5-4-like. The transcript has a single exon. The record is from RefSeq and is a predicted model, not a curated record. Bases 1 to 1143 code for a protein of 380 amino acids. NCBI's taxonomy places the organism in Eukaryota, Metazoa, Chordata, Aves, Phaethontiformes, Phaethontidae.